Oncorhynchus masou masou (cherry salmon) is the source of this 684-nucleotide messenger RNA. RefSeq names its product ribonuclease-like 3. The transcript is spliced from 3 exons. NCBI's taxonomy places the organism in Eukaryota, Metazoa, Chordata, Actinopteri, Salmoniformes, Salmonidae. The record is from RefSeq and is a predicted model, not a curated record. Bases 161 to 619 code for a protein of 152 amino acids. Gene Ontology annotation, biological process: defense response to Gram-negative bacterium; angiogenesis; defense response to Gram-positive bacterium. Gene Ontology annotation, molecular function: nucleic acid binding; RNA nuclease activity.
GGGCUCCCAAAUCAAAGUUCAUGAAAGUGUAUAUAUAAGUCGAGAUUCAGGUUAGAGUUACUCACUUCACAGUGGAGACACUCAAACAGAUAUCUGAGGACAAAAAACACCUUAUCAGUCACACUGAAGGCCAUUGAACCCAGUUGCCAGAGUUGAUGCCAUGGGGUUCCAGAGGGCUUUCCUGUUCCUGGUGUUGAUGUGUGCGACAGUGAUGGUACACAGUCAACCGGCCGACAUCAGCCAUCGUUAUACACACUUCCUCCGACAGCACGUCAAGGGGGAUAUGACAAUACAGAAGUGUCAGGGUGUGAUGGGCUACUUGGAGUUGACUGAGUCUGAUAGCGCAAAUUGCAAAGUAAAAAACACAUUCAUUAAAGCCAAUUCAAAUCAGGUCAGGGCCAUUUGUACUGGGGGUGGCACACCUAUGGGCAACAGUCUGUUUGAAAGCAAUAAUCGCUUCCCUGUAGUCAUAUGUAAGCACAAGUGUAAAAAGAAAACGCUAUGUCAACACACUCAUCCCCGAUGUGAAUAUGAGGGUUCUUCGUCCACCAGGAAAGUUGUUAUUGCUUGUGAACGAGAAUGGCCAGUGCACUAUGGCGACGAUAUACUUAUUGUCUAAUUUAGCAGAUUGCUAUGAACUGGUUCUCUGAAAUAAAUAAUAAUAUGCCUAAUUUGACACCUGAA